Molecule: messenger RNA, 1308 nt
Organism: Scatophagus argus
Lineage: Eukaryota; Metazoa; Chordata; Actinopteri; Scatophagidae
Gene: sfxn5b
Product: sideroflexin 5b
Exons: 14
Coding region: 256-1263 (335 amino acids)
Biological process (GO): monoatomic ion transport; mitochondrial transmembrane transport; citrate transport
Cellular component (GO): mitochondrial inner membrane
Molecular function (GO): citrate transmembrane transporter activity; monoatomic ion transmembrane transporter activity
Source: RefSeq, a predicted model, not a curated record
ACCUAAGGGUGCAUCAACUGCUAUCUUUUCCAAGAUCAAUCCGAACAGUUAUGCAAUAGCUUACACCUUAUCGAUUAUUUGGGAUGUGUAGUCAUGCGGUUCAACUUUGCCAGUGUUAAUGCAAUGGAGAAGACUACACAUCCCAGCAGGCACAGCGGCGCGUUGUUUCACUUAGGGUACAAACUGAAUGUAGUUGGCUGUACUUGGAAAAUUCGUUCAUGAUUCACUUCAUUAAUAAAUAAAUAGUUCGGUGUCAUGGCGGAAUCUGCAGCGUGUCCUGCUUUCCAGCUCGGAAGACCCCGAUACGAUCAGGGUUCAUUCCUUGGUCGUCUGAGACAUUUCAUAGACAUCAUUGACCCGAGCACCUUGUUUGUGUCUGAGAAAAAGCUGAAAGCUUGCAUCAAACUACUUGAUGACUACAAACAUGGCACACUUCCACCCGGGGUCUCUGAUCUUCAGCUGUGGGAGGCCCAGAAGAUCAAGCAGGCCAUCAUUCAUCCUGACACAGGAGAGAAGAUCUUCAUGCCAUUUCGAAUGUCAGGUACGACCUCAGAUGAAGAUCUUUGCCAAGGUUAUGUACCAUUUGGAACACCAAUUGUCAUUGGCCUUCUUCUCCCAAAUCAGACUGUGGUGUCUACCAUUAUAUGGCAGUGGCUGAACCAAAGUCACAAUGCCUGUGUGAACUAUGCCAACCGCAAUGCAACAAAGCCUACGCCAACAUCCAAGUUUCUACAAGGCUACGUGGGAGCUGUGACGAGUGCUGUUUCUAUUGCAGUGGGACUGAAUGUGCUGAUUCAGAAGGCCAAUAAGCUGAGCCCUGCCACCAGAAUGAUAAUACAGAGAUUUGUCCCUUUCCCGGCUGUGGCUAGUGCAAACAUCUGUAAUGUGGGCCUGAUGAGACACAAUGAACUAUCUGAAGGUAUUGAUGUACUGGACCACAAUGGGAAUGUGGUGGGAUCCUCAAAAAUAGCCGCCAGACACGCGAUCAUGGAGACCGCAUUCACACGUGUGGUCCUGCCGAUGCCAAUCUUUGUGCUGCCUCCCAUCAUUAUGUCCUACCUAGAGAGGCUGCGAUUGUUGCAGAGCAACCGCAGAUUGUUGCUGCCCGUCCACAGCUUUGUGUGCCUGGUUACCUUCGGCCUCUCCCUGCCUGUGGCCAUCAGCCUGUUCCCCCAGAUGUCUCAGAUUGAGGUGUCUCGCCUUGAGCCAGAGAUUGCCAUGGCAACAGAUUGCAAGAUGGUGACCUACAACAAGGGUUUAUGAUUGAUGUAUGUGGUGUGGGAGAGGAGAGGUAAUGAUGACCGGGGU